Orbicella faveolata is the source of this 645-nucleotide messenger RNA. RefSeq lists its product as uncharacterized. The record is from RefSeq and is a predicted model, not a curated record. Lineage: Eukaryota; Metazoa; Cnidaria; Anthozoa; Scleractinia; Merulinidae.
AUGUACCUGUGUCAAGUAAGGCUCAACCCCAGCGUCUACCGAGAGUUGAUGACGAAAAUGAACAUCAACAGAACCAUAGUGGCUAACCCGACAAUAAGAAGGAAAAAAAGGACCUUCAACAUGCAGGGAACCAGCAAAGAUACGAGUGCAACAAUUUAUUUCAAGGCCGAAUUCCUAACAGUCAUCGUUGGACUCGUGCUUUCAGAGGCCUUCAAUGGUAAUGUGACAGGUGACCCAUUCUGUUUUCAAAAGUUUGGCGUGAGUAACAUCAGGCAACUGGUGAGAGGAGAAGAAUACCCUUACGAGACCCUGGAACUAGUGCACAACGACGGUACCCGAGAUCUGAGAGGUUACUAUCGGUUCUUACAAGCUACAGGAUGUUUGUGCAAACAUCAAGGAAAUAUGGUCAGAAGAGAAGACUGGGGUCAAGGUAAGAAUUGCACACUGUUUGUAUUUGACAAUGCAGCCAACGGAUGUUUAGACAGUGCGGUGUUGAACACCAAGCAGUCAGGAGAGUUACAGAUCGUGAUGAACUUCGGUGUACCACCAGGUAACAACUUCAUGGUCAUCUUGUACGGAGAGUUUGAGAACCUCUUGGAAAUAGACAAGAACAAAGCCGUGUUGUACGACAUUUACCAACGCUGA